Choloepus didactylus (southern two-toed sloth) is the source of this 3920-nucleotide messenger RNA. RefSeq names its product lysyl oxidase like 3 (gene LOXL3). The transcript has 13 exons. Bases 1217 to 3475 code for a protein of 752 amino acids. The record is from RefSeq and is a predicted model, not a curated record. Gene Ontology annotation, molecular function: protein-lysine 6-oxidase activity; copper ion binding. Gene Ontology annotation, biological process: inflammatory response; peptidyl-lysine oxidation. Gene Ontology annotation, cellular component: membrane. Lineage: Eukaryota; Metazoa; Chordata; Mammalia; Pilosa; Megalonychidae.
GGGCGCAGGGUGUUCCAAAUAAGGCAGCUGAGAGGGCUUCAAGGCUGGGGGCUGCUCUGUGAGGCUUUAACCCUAUAGGCCCCCAAACCAAAAUGUCCCCAGAACAAAGCUGUCUUGUUGGGUUGUUUGUCUGGGCUGGGGGGAGCAUGCUCCGGGGGCCCCCUGGCUGUGGAGGGGCUGUUCUCAGCCCCAGACGGAGAGAGGGCCUUGGCUGAGGCAAGGAUUGGCGCCCUGGCCUCUCGUUGCCCGGUGACAGCGAAGACGGUGUGGCGGGAGGCUGUGUUGGCAGGAGGCUUCGACCAGCCCACCUCAUCCGCUGCCCAGCGUGAGGCCAGGCCCUCCUGGGACCCUUGACCCUGUGGGACUUCUGAGAGCCGGUGUGCUAGGGCGGAGGUGCCAUGAUUCCCGGAGUGGUCUGGUCUCUGCCCUUCCUGCAUCCACAUCUGCCCCAGAUGGGAGUCUGCCCCACUCCCAUUCAAGGGAUCUGAGGUCCGAGGGUCUCCUGGGCCCCCUGGCCUGCCUCUCUCCACAAUCAGUAGAGCUGUCAGUCUGUCUGACUGACUGAAUAGGGUCAUCUGGGUCCCUCCCACAUCUGCUCUUUGGCUCCCCCCCCUUACCAGUUGCCUGUACCUUUCCCUCUUGCUCCCUCAUUCAGUGUGCCUAGCUCUUUCCAUCUUCGCUGUUUCCUCUCCCACUGCCUCUUUCUGUUUGUCUCCUUUGCAUUCCCACAGUCUCCCUUCAUCUCACAUCCUGUCUGUCUGGGUCUUCCUCUCUCAGUGUCUCUUGCUCAGUCUCUGUCUCUUGAUCUGGACCAUUCCCUGACCCUUGGUCUCUAAUAAUCACUGUCUUUUGAUCUCUGGGUUUCUCAGACUGGGGAGUGAGAGGAAUGGAGGUGAUGUUGGCAGAACUAGGGAAAGACCUUGUGGAGCAUUACAGCUGAUUGUGAUGCUCCCUUUCUCCCUGUCUCCCUUUAUCUGGGUCUCUCAGGCAUUCCUCCUGCUCCCACACUGUGUCUCUGCUUUGAUUUAGUGUGUGUGUCUCUCUUGGUGUCCGGGCUCACUCUCACCACUGUUUCUCCAUUUUUCUGUCCUUGGUCUUAUUCAGUGUUUGUUUUUCUUUCAUAAUAUCUAUCUUGGGACUUGCCAGUCUCAGUUUCUCUCUCCCUCUCUCUCUCUCUCUCUCUCUCUUCCUGUGGGACAUCCAGGCCUUAUCUGCCAUGCAGCCUGUUAGCGUCUGGCAGUGGAGCUCAUGGGGGCUGCUGCUGUGCCUGCUGUGCAGCUCGUGCCUGGGGUCUCCGUCCCCAUCUACGGACCCCGAGAAGAAGGACGGAAGCGAGGGGCUGCGGUUCCGACUGGCCGGCUUCCCCAGGAAGCCCUACGAGGGCCGUGUGGAAAUACAGCGUGCUGGUGAAUGGGGCACCAUCUGCGAUGACGACUUCACACUGCAGGCUGCCCACGUCCUCUGCCGGGAGCUGGGUUUCACGGAAGCCACAGGCUGGACCCACAGUGCCAAAUAUGGUCCUGGAACAGGCCGCAUCUGGCUGGACAACCUGAGCUGCAGAGGGACCGAGCAGAGUGUGACGGAGUGUGCCUCCCGGGGCUGGGGGAACAGUGACUGUACCCACGACGAGGACGCCGGUGUCAUCUGCAAGGACCAGCACCUCCCUGGCUUCUCAGACUCCAAUGUCAUCGAGGUGGAGCAUCACCAGCAGGUGGAGGAGGUGCGGCUGCGACCAGUGGUGGGUCGGGGCCGGCCCCUGCCCGUGACCGAGGGGCUGGUGGAAGUGCGGCUUCCCGAGGGCUGGUCGCAGGUGUGCGACAAAGGCUGGAGCGCCCACAACAGCCACGUGGUCUGCGGGAUGCUGGGCUUCCCGGAGGAGAAGCGGGUCAACACGGCCUUCUACAGACUGCUGGCCCAGCGGCAGCAACACUCCUUUGGUCUGCACGGGGUGACGUGCAUGGGCACGGAGGCUCACCUCUCCCUCUGCUCCCUGGAGUUCUAUCGUGCCAAUGACACCACCCGGUGCCCUGGGGGGGGCCCUGCAGUGGUGAGCUGUGUGCCGGGCCCUCUCUACACGGUGUCCAGUGGCCAGAAGAAGCAGCAGCAGUCGAAGCCUCAGGGGGAGGCCCGUGUGCGUCUAAAGGCUGGGGCCCACCCUGGAGAGGGCCGCGUGGAAGUCCUGAAGGCUGGCACAUGGGGCACAGUCUGUGACCGCAAGUGGGACCUCCAGGCAGCCAGCGUGGUGUGUCGGGAGCUGGGCUUCGGGAGCGCUCGAGAGGCUCUGAGCGGUGCCCGCAUGGGGCAGGGCAUGGGCGCCAUCCACCUGAGCGAAGUCCGAUGCUCGGGGCAGGAAGCCUCCCUGUGGAAGUGCCCCCACAAGAACAUCACAGCCGAGGACUGCUCCCACAGCCGGGACGCAGGGGUCCGAUGCAACCUGCCGCACACGGGGGCGGAUGCCAAGAUCCGCCUCAGCGGGGGCCGCAGCCGAUACGAGGGGCGAGUCGAGGUGCAAAUCGGGGGCUCUGGGCCCCUUCGCUGGGGCCUCAUCUGUGGGGAUGACUGGGGGACGCUGGAGGCCAUGGUGGCCUGUCGGCAACUUGGCCUGGGCUAUGCCAACCAUGGCCUGCAGGAGACCUGGUACUGGGACUCGGGGAAUGUGACUGAGGUGGUCAUGAGUGGCGUGCGCUGCAAAGGGACUGAGCUGUCCCUGGACCAGUGUGCCCACCACGGCACCCCCAUCACCUGCAAGAGGACAGAGACCCGCUUCACCGCUGGAGUCAUCUGUUCUGAGACCGCAUCCGAUCUGCUGCUGCACUCGGCCCUGGUGCAGGAGACGGCCUACAUCGAGGACCGGCCCCUGCACAUGCUGUACUGUGCCGCGGAAGAGAACUGCCUGGCCCGCUCAGCUCGCUCAGCCAACUGGCCUUAUGGCCACCGGCGUCUCCUCCGCUUCUCCUCCCAGAUCCACAACCUGGGGAGAGCUGACUUCAGGCCCAAGGCUGGACGCCACUCCUGGGUGUGGCAUGAGUGUCAUGGGCACUACCACAGCAUGGACAUCUUCACUCACUACGAUAUCUUGACCCCCAAUGGCACCAAGGUGGCUGAAGGCCACAAAGCUAGUUUCUGUCUAGAAGACACUGAGUGUCAGGAGGAUGUGUCCAAGAGGUACGAGUGCGCCAACUUUGGGGAGCAGGGCAUCACCGUGGGGUGCUGGGAUCUCUACCGGCAUGACAUUGACUGCCAGUGGAUUGACAUCACAGAUGUGAAGCCAGGAAACUACAUUCUACAGGUGCUCAUCAACCCAAAUUUUGAAGUAGCAGAGAGUGACUUCACCAACAACGCCAUGAAAUGUAACUGCAAAUACGAUGGUCAUCGCAUCUGGGUGCACAACUGCCACAUUGGUGAUGCCUUCAGUGAAGAGGCCAACAGAAGAUUUGAGCGCUACCCCGGCCAGAACAACAACCAGAUCAUCUAAGGUGCCCCCACCUUCCUCUGCAAACCACCACUGGCCCCGCCUGGUGGGGGUCUGAGGCUGCCAUUACCUCAGGAGCUUACCAAGGAACUCCUGCCAUCAGCAGGCCCACUGCACUCAUCCAGCCGGGCCCCAUGGCUGUGGAACUGUCAGGAAGCCAUCGCCUUCCUCCCUAGGCCAGCUGUCAGAGCCCGCGGCCAAGCACGGGGAAUUGUGCACCCAGGCCUGGCACUGAGCAGAGCCCAUCACCCAGAGCAGCACCGAACUAGCUGCCCACGAUGACUGACAGCAGCGGCUGGUUUCCUUGACUCAGGGGGUCAGGAUGGUCAGCUCCAGUAUCUCCCCUCAGUUCAGGGGGGCUACAGCCUUACCUCUAGCCUUUCGGUGGGAAAAGAUCCAGCCCCCCCCCCUCAUUUUUGACUAUAACAUGUUGCUAGGUAUAAUUUUA